Messenger RNA from Diaporthe citri, 1755 nucleotides. RefSeq lists its product as uncharacterized. Gene Ontology annotation, biological process: regulation of cyclin-dependent protein serine/threonine kinase activity. The transcript is spliced from 3 exons. The coding region runs from base 1 to 1755 and encodes 584 amino acids. Gene Ontology annotation, cellular component: nucleus; cyclin-dependent protein kinase holoenzyme complex. Gene Ontology annotation, molecular function: cyclin-dependent protein serine/threonine kinase regulator activity; protein kinase binding. The record is from RefSeq and is a predicted model, not a curated record. NCBI's taxonomy places the organism in Eukaryota, Fungi, Ascomycota, Sordariomycetes, Diaporthales, Diaporthaceae.
AUGAGUGCCGUUUACCAUGGACCUCAGGCGGUAGCAUACGAAAGCCGCCUGCCAACCCAUGAGCAUCACACGCUGGACCAGAUUGAGAGAUCUCGGCCGUAUGCACAAGAGGCUCACAACGGCAUGGAGAACUACGAGAGACACCCUGCACAGAGUCACUUUCAGCAGUAUCAACCACAGGUCCCUCCACAAGCACGACAUCUGUUGACGUGUCUUUUCUGGUUCGAGUCGCCCAAGAUACUGGAAACUGCUGAGACAAUCCGAUCUACCCCCAAGGAAACACCGUUGCCACAUCUGGCUAAGACUGCUUUCCCAGCUGAGGCUUUCAAGAAAUGGGUUCAAACAGUCCUGUCCACUACGCAAGUCACACAAAAUGUGAUACUGCUAGCUUUGAUGUUUGUUUACCGACUGAAGAUGACAAACCCUUCUGUGAGAGGGCGGCCUGGGAGUGAGUAUAGGCUGCUGACUGUGGCAUUAAUGUUGGGCAACAAAUUCUUGGACGAUAACACAUACACCAACAAAACCUGGGCCGAGGUGUCGGGCAUCUCUGUGCAGGAAAUCCACGUUAUGGAGGUCGAGUUUUUGAGCAACAUGAGAUAUGCUUUGCUUGCAUCGAAGGAACAGUGGGAGGAAUGGCUCGACAAGCUGGGUGCCUAUUUCGAGUUCUGGGCGCGUGUGACCAGGCCGGCAUCUCCUGCAAUGAUACCACCAUCGCCGACGCUCUUCAUUCCGUCACCCACGAUUGGGAAGGGCUACUCGCCUUUGCCGUCCCCGACAAGUUCUCUCCAGCCCACGCAAGCCCUCUUCACAACGAGGUCUCCGAAGUAUUCGCCCCCUACCCUCUCGUCGAAUCACAACUUGGGUUACCACCAGCCUCUUUUCAUGUCGAGCAGCAACGGGAACAAUGUCUCGCCCCUGGCGAACAGGCCCGACCUUGGCAACAACAGGAAGAGGUCCUGGGACGAGGAGGCUGUCGAUCCUCCAGCGAAGCGUGCUUACAGGGCACCUCCGCAGUUGACAGGCCCCUUGAUGUCAUCUUCGACGCCGAACACGAAACCGCCUCCGGACCCUCGACGGUUACCCAUUCCAAACCUUACUCUAAACACAGCACAUCACGCACCACCGGUGACUCAGUCUCAGUACCCGCCUGCAGCGUACUCCAUGCCACAGACCGUCACGCUUUCCUUGCCUCCCCUGGAGCCUGGAAUGCGAGCCAUGUCGACAGUCUAUGCACCCCCGACGACUUCUUGGGCACCCCCGAACAGUGGCUCGUCACAGCCGAACAUGCCCUCCGCCCCAAUUCUUACCACGCCGACCUCGCAUUAUCCGCCCACCUCGAACGCAACGUAUGGCACUCCCACGAAGCGCCUCAGUCCGAUCAGCACCCUGGGCAACGCGAAUUACAACGGAUCUUCUCCGCUGCACGAGCAAUACCCUCACAAUGGUUUCGCAACCCCAAUUUCUCACUCUCCGUCUGUCUACCUGCAGCAGCGUGACAGUCCUUACCGACCCAUCCGGCACGUCCACACUCUACUGAACCCGCCACCGUCUUCCAGCUUGCAGGGCUACCAUCUACCAGCAAUUGCACCAAGCCAGAUGCAUUACCAGCCGAUUGGCAGGAGGGAUGAUUAUCGUACUGGAAUUGUGCCCGAGUACCGAAACCAGGCUGCUUACGCUGCUAACCCACGGAACCAGGGCAUGACACCUGUGCCGUCCGUGCCUAGCCAGCAGCGAUAUCCGAAUCUGGUUAAUUAG